AUGAUCGGGCGAUCCGGGUUAUUUACUGAUAUCAUGUGUCCAUAUGAUGAUGAUUGUUCCAGGCCACAUUGUCAUUUUUGGCAUACGAAAGAUGAUGUAUCGCAGCAGCAGGAAUCUUCAUUAUCUUUUUUAUCUCUACCUCAUGAACAACCUUUUGUUGGCUAUGUUGGUUAUGUGGAAAUGCAAGCAGCUGCUCCAGUCUACUAUCAAUCAAUUUAUGCUCCUUUAGAUCCAGUUAUAUGUAGCCGGACUUCGUCAAAAUCGAUCACACAAGAUAGUGCAUCUCAUUUAAAUUCUGAUGUUAUUUACAUCCCAACAAAAAUUGCUCCAUCAACGCAUAAAAGAACACCUUCACCAGAAAUUACGAAACCAAAAAUGCCAGUAGAAUUGCCUGUAAAUGAAAUAUUAGAUCCCUCUAAUGACAAACCGAAAACCUAUAUAGUGCCGUCGACCAGUGGUUCAAGUUUAGUCGAAAACACUAAAUAUUCUGAAAUGAGUUUGAAUGAUUAUGCAAAAUCAGUGGCUGAUAUUGACACAAGAAUUGAAAAGCUACAACGUAAAAUUGAAAUCGAACGCAAACAGAAAGAAAAAAUUGUUCACGAUAUUAGAGCAUUAGUGAAGCCUGGAGCAGUCAGUUCAUCUGCAAGAAAACAAUCAGUGAGUAGUAUUAUGCAUUUUAUAGUAGCUUCUAUAAUGCUAAGACCAUGUGAAGUAGUGUUGGCAUAA
Messenger RNA from Thelazia callipaeda (thelaziosis nematode), 726 nucleotides. The record is from the annotation of a GenBank genome assembly. NCBI's taxonomy places the organism in Eukaryota, Metazoa, Nematoda, Chromadorea, Rhabditida, Thelaziidae.